Harmonia axyridis is the source of this 2322-nucleotide messenger RNA. Its product is annotated as IQ and ubiquitin-like domain-containing protein. Gene Ontology annotation, biological process: cilium assembly. The transcript is spliced from 4 exons. Lineage: Eukaryota; Metazoa; Arthropoda; Insecta; Coleoptera; Coccinellidae. The coding region runs from base 89 to 2242 and encodes 717 amino acids. The record is from RefSeq and is a predicted model, not a curated record. Gene Ontology annotation, cellular component: acrosomal vesicle; motile cilium.
CAAACCACGAUGUCUUGUAAACGUGACGGUCUCAAUUUUUCUGGAACAGUUUCCCGCAUACAAAUAUCAGUUCUUCUAACGAACAACUAUGGAGGUAGACGAGAAAGAAGACUCGAAAUCUUCAAAAAAUGAGGAAUCUGGAUAUCUCGAGAGACACUUCGGACCAGAGAUCGAAGAAGAUGUGCCCAUCUACAUAUUCGACGUCCAGCUUACCGAGAGGAAAUCCAGACUGGCCGUGAAAUUUACCACUAAAGAUGGUGGCAUCUUUGCUCAAUCGUUCGUCCCCAACACGGACUUCGACUACAUAAAAUGUAUAGCAGCCGCAGUGAUAGAGGUGAGGCCGAGGCGCAUGAAGCAUGAAGUCAUAAAGAUGAAGCUGAUGAAGCACGAGCAGCUCAACGAGUUCAAGGACGAUCCGCACGAGGCGCUGCCCUGCAUGAUCACCUCCGAGAAGUUCAUGGAGAAACUGCUCAACAUUUGCGACUACGAAGAGUUGGUGAUCCCCGACUACAUGUGCGUGUCGAUAACCGACUCCGUAACGGACAUCACCAAAUGCGUGCCUGUCGAGGUGUACAACAGGGCCAUAGAUAAGCCUUGGGAUGGAGGCUACAGAAACGUCAACACGGGAUCGGAGUUCCACCACGCCUUCUCCCAGACGGGGCCACGCCCUCCGCACAGAAGCCCUGAUCUGAUGAGCAGCAGAGACACCCAGACCAGCUGGUGCAGAAACAGGAAGCUAGACAUGCCGUACUCACAGGCGACCCAGAUGUACAAGGACGACGUCUUCGUGCCCUGCAUUACCGACCGUAUACUGACGCCACGCCCAUAUGAAACUUCCGAGGAACGCGAAAGACGAUUGGACAUCGAAACCAGGAUACGCACGAUCCAGAGGUACUACAGAGCUUGGAAAAUGAGAAAAUGCCUGAAGAUCUUACGGGCCGAGUACCGUGAACGCAAGGCCAGAGAACUGGCUAGAGAACAAGCCGAAUUGGAGGAAGACAGGCGUAGGAGGAGAAAAGACCUGAUCUGUCAGGUGUUUCCAAGGUCAAGGGCCGAUUUUGCAAUGAUGUACGCCAUAGCGGAGAAAUGGAAACAAGGGGAAAUAGCGAAAAUUAACGCUAUGUACUGUGGACCGGCUAAAAUUGCGGAGUUGGCCUUGCUUUCCGACAAAGAGGUGGAAAUUUUCAAGACCAUAGAAAAGUUACAGCAGGUCGUACACAGAGACGCUAUCAAGCAAAGGGAUCUGAAUCACCUCAAGAAACUAGGCGAACCAACGAAAUGGUACUGCCGCUACAAGUACCUACCAGUGGCUCUGGACUCGUUGGAAAACCAAAAAGCUAGGGAAAUAGAUGUUCUUUAUCAGAAAGUAGUAGACAGAAGCUUGUCAGAGCCCAAAAGAAUGGACGCCUUAUUCGAGUUAAAAUUAUCCCUUCGGAAUGAUAUUUGUGAGAUAGCAAUCGAACUCAACAAACUUAUCGAUAGAGCAUUGGGACUUCUUUCCAGGGGAUUCUCGAAUAAAAAAAUAGAGGCAUUGCAAAAGAGGAUAGACUCAGCCAUGCUGCAUCAUUUCAAGCAGAAAGAGUGUUUUGAGAUCUUAACUGCUAAACCGGAGAAGCUCAAGUUGGAAUACAUGACGAAGAAUCUCUUUGUUUGUCAACGUUGUGAAAAGAUGAAAACUUUAGAUUGCUUCAAAUUGGACGCGAGAACUAGAGAGGUUAGCAUUUGCAACUCCUGCAAAUGGUUUGAUAAGACUGUUGAACCUUGGGUAGACCUAUCGCCUUAUCACUUCAUACUUGACCAGAUAAGAAAGUCGGAAAGAUUCAACAAUUCCCCAUCUUCGGUGGCCUACAUUCUUCAAGAUAAAGAUAUCCAUUAUUUGGUGACGCAAAUUUGGCAUUCUCACUCUGCCAUUUCCGAAAACAAGGACUUAUACAAUUUACGAAUGGUGCGAUGGCAAAAAGAUGUUGAUUGGUCACCUUGGAACUGUAUUUUACUGACUCUUGAGGAAGGAAAGGCUCACGUUAAGGUCGAAAAUCUCGAAAAAGUAUAUGAAGAGGAAUUCCGGAACCAUAUUUUUAACAAACAUGCACUGGCAAAGUUGUAUUUCAAAGAACUUAUGUCUGUAGAGCGUCGAUUCAAAACAUUGUAUAAAGUCUCAUCUGUGGAUAAUCUUGAUCCCAAUGGAUAUAAUGAUUAUCGAAAAAUUUUCAGAAUUGAUCGUAGUAAACGUCUAUUUUUUUAGAUUAUUGGUUAUGUCGAUGACCAAAUUUUUUUGUAUAUAUAGAAUAUUAAAUUUGUAACAACCUUGCAAUUGCAAUUGAA